AUGCAAGCUCGCCGUCUUCAUUUGCACCACUGCACUAUUACCUUCUCACAACACAAUCUCACUUGUACACGACCCACCAUCUCCAGCCUAUUCUCACUACUCAAGAUGACGCCCGCCCCCAACAACCGCUUUUUUGCUCCCACAAAUCGUGCCUCCCGUACAAACUCCACCGCACACUCCCUCAUUUCUGAAUCCGCCUUCUCAGCAUCUCCCUACGUCACACCACGCGCCUCACCCACAACCACACCACAUACCAACCCCCCACCUCGCUCACGUACCAGCGCCGCCGACCUCUUCGAUAACCCACCCGAGGCCAAACGUACGGUCUUCAAACUCCCCGGCUACUGGACCUUGCAACCCACUGUGCCAACCCCAUUUGCAGGCACGCUUGAGGCAAGUCUAGACGCGAUCCAAGAGUGGGCAAAGCUGUGGGUUGGAGGGCAUGGGGUGCAGCGAAUUGUUAAUACGAUGUUGAAAGAGGUGGACACAAAAACGAAUUGGUGUAAUCUCAUACGCUUGCUUUUUCGGCAUCGGCCGGUCUGUUCCGUUGAGCCUCGUUUGUCGACGGGCGGCUCUAGAGACGAUAUCGCUGAUGAAUUGAGUAUGCAGACUGGGCAUAUUUUGACAGAGGAGUUAUUGUUCCUGGUGACGCGGACCUUGCUUCCCGAGCAGAUCGCUGAGAACCGAGCAGUGAUGGCGCGAUUAUAUGAUCGGAAGAAACAUCUUGCUAUACGAUUGGUGUUGCGGUAUGAUAUGCUGCUUGCGUGGAAGAUGCAUGGGAUCGGACAUGGGAAGGAUCAUAAGAGGUAUCCGGUCGUUGUUAAUUCCGUUGCUCCUCCUCUUCCUCCUCCUUCUGCCGUUGAUGCGACUCCAGCCCCAGCCCCAGAGCCGGAGCCGGAGCCGGAGCCAGAUAUACCUGGGAGCGUGCCAGUGGUAAAUGAGAAUUGUAGGAACGACAUAGGGAUCCUGGAAGCACCAGCAACAGCCUACCGUCGGCCCCUGAUGCCAAACGUCUGGCCAACGCUCUUGCUAUUUCCGCCAACCCACCCGAAUGGCUUCUCGACACACGGCGUCCGUGACCGUAUGCGUCACCAUGUCACAGAGCUGGACGGUAUACUCAUGUACACAGACGAAGAGGUCUCUGCGUGGAGCGACGGACUGUUGAUCGCAAGGACAGCGAGUGCGCUGUUGCUGUGGCAGUGGCUGAGAGGAAACAAUGAGAUCUUGGGGGACAUGGAAGUGGACGCCUGGGAAGAUCUUGAUGGGAGGGCUGAUGAUUGUGACUGGAUUGCUGAUUGA
Plenodomus lingam JN3 is the source of this 1299-nucleotide messenger RNA. RefSeq lists its product as uncharacterized. NCBI's taxonomy places the organism in Eukaryota, Fungi, Ascomycota, Dothideomycetes, Pleosporales, Leptosphaeriaceae. The record is from RefSeq and is a predicted model, not a curated record.